Xyrauchen texanus (razorback sucker) is the source of this 4694-nucleotide messenger RNA. Its product is annotated as zinc finger CCCH domain-containing protein 13-like. The record is from RefSeq and is a predicted model, not a curated record. The transcript is spliced from 2 exons. Lineage: Eukaryota; Metazoa; Chordata; Actinopteri; Cypriniformes; Catostomidae. The coding region runs from base 3221 to 3802 and encodes 193 amino acids.
AAUAAUAAUAAUAAUAAUACAUUUUAUUUGUGAGCGUUUUUCUGAAUACUCAAAGACACUUUACAUAAAAUCAUAAAAGCAGCAAAAACAACAUCAAAUGGUAAAAACACUAGAAACACAUCAAACUUAACUACACAUUAAAAGCAAUUUUAAAAUGGUGAGUUUUAGUCAAUGAUUUGAACGCUAGAAGGUCGGUGCAGUCACGGAUUUGUUUUGGGAGAGAGUUCCAAAGUGAGGGGGCAGCUAUAGAGAAGGCUCUGUCGCCCCAGGUUCGAUGCUUUGUCCUGAGAGGUGGAGUCAGGAGGUUGGCGUCAGAUGAGCGAAGGCUACGGGAUGGGUUGUGGUGGUGAAGCAGGUCAGUGAGGUAGGAAGGGGCCUGGUUAUGAAGGGCUUUUUGUGUGAGGAGGAGGAUUUUGAAUUGAAUUUGUUGUGGGACCGGAAGCCAAUGGAGGUUCUGGAGGACAGGGGUAAUGUGGUCACCGGUGCGGGUGUGAGUGAGCAGAUGAGCAGCAGAAUUCUGGAUGUACUGGAGUUUAUUUAAUGUUUUGGUUGAGGUACCGUAUAGGAUGCUGAUGCAGUAAUCGAUUCUGCAGGUGAUGAAGGCGUGGAUGAGGAUUUCUGCAGCGGAGAAAGAGAGUGAUGGGCGAAGUCUGGAGAUGUUUUUGAGGUGAAAAAAGGCAGUUUUGGUGAUUUGUUGUAUGUGGUGUUCAAAGGAGAGGUUAUUGUCAAAAAUAACUCCAAGGUUGCGACUUUGAAGGGAUGGAGACACUGUAUUGGUGUCAACAGUGAGUGAAGUUGGAUAUGAAUGUUAAAAGAUGAUCUGUUCAUUUUGAAUCAUAGUGACAGUAUAUAUCUUUUUUACAUUCAAAUUAUUUUCAUAUUUCAGAUGCCCAAGUAUGGGGGCAUAUAAGCCCUUGAGACCGAGGAAUGAUACAGCAUGGGGGUUCAGGGGUAUCUCCUGAGAGAACAUGUAGAAAAUGUAAAAGUCUGAAUGGACCAUUUUUAUUGUCUUUCAUCCAUGUCAGAGAUAAUGACAUCUGAAUAAUUUCACAAAAGUAGAACAAAAAUCUCUUUGUUUAUUAUUAAAGGCUUGUGACAUGCAGAUUAAUAAAACUAAAUUCAGAAAGAAAAAACUUGGUCUAAAGGUGCUCUGGAAACACGAUAACUUAUGUGCACCUAAUGUUUACUCACAUACGGGGAAAAGAGGAAACACAUGAAGAGUGGGACAGGGCAUAAAUGAUGCGUGUUCAGUACUAGGGAAAAAUAUUCAAGAAUACAGUGCAGAAACAUCAGACAUGAUGUAACCGGUGCUGUUGUUUUGUCGCGCUGAUCACUAGAGACGAUGAUAGGGUGCAACCAUACUCAUGACAUCUUGCGGUCCGUAUGGAGUCAGUCGGGGGUCCGGACCCGGAACGCGGUGACUGGCAUAGCGGGGACAUAAGCAACUGAAUACAGUCUGAGGCUGUGGUUUACAAGCGGUUCCCAAUGCUAGGGAACCGCUUGACCUCUUGCUGCUGUCAAUUCUUCAAUCCACCUCGCGAGCAUGGCGCUCGACUUUUAUAGGAAGAAAUUGAAAGUGCUCGCUCACCACACACCUGUCGAAACGUACGAUAAGAAAGCUGAACUGCUUGCGUUUUUAGCAACACACACCUGAUAAUCUAGAUGUAGAACCAAGGGCGAGUCUAGCCCCUUUUUAGGGGUGCUUCAGCACCCCUAAGAAGGAGCUCAGCAACCCUAAAACUUGGAGUAAGAAAUGUUGUUAUUCUUAAAAUUUGUUCGUCUUUGACAAGGUUAAAUAAUGUCCAAAACAUACUCCGUAGUUUGUGGUUUAAAAUGUAUGUGUUAAGGAUGAAAAUGAAAACACCCCCGCUUAGCAAAUGGUAUCAUCCUCUUCUCUUCUUCUACUUCUCCUCUGUACCUGCACCGCUCAGCACGACCGUCAUCCAGCGCGAAACACACACAGAGGGAGAACCCGUUAUGUAGUGUUGUGAAUCAACUAAGUUGCUCCAAAGCUGUGUCUCACACUUCUUUCCUUUUACCUAGAGUUGUUCCGAUUCCGAAACCAUAUCGGUGAGUACUGGAGUCAGUAUCCUGAAUCACCAUAGUACACCUAUAAUAAGUGUUUAUUUUCAGACUAUUUUAGUCCAGCGGGUCACCGCCGCUGUGGAGUAGCACAGGACCUGGGUGACUCGUCCAUAGUCAUAAACGGAGAGAAGUAGCGCCGGUUACAAUGUUCUUCCGCAAGACGCGUGCAGUUCUGUUUAUUAACUGCUGGAGCGUGAAACAAAAACAGCAGCGCGACAAAUAAACUGCGUACAUGUGUAGUGCGUACGUGUGUCUCUGUUGGUAAAGUUUAUCGUUAAUUUGAUACUCAUUUUAACAAUCGGGAGUCAUGUAAACAUGACAUCACGUGCGUCUUUUCUGGUCAGUCGUCAUGGAAACAUGAAGCCCUGGCGUUUGGACCAGAGUAAAACAAACAUAUCACUGUAUACCACCAGUAUGUGUGAAAACACUCACUGUGGCUUUUUAAAUGAAUUGUUAUUCAUUCCUAGAUUUAUAUCUGUUAUUUUUCAGUUGUGGCUGACUAUCAAACUAGACAAUAAAAGAAAGUUUAAUGUUUUGCUUUUGCUGUAUUUAUUCAUUCCUCACACACAGAGGAUUUAACCUGAACCAGGCUGAACUCCUAGCAUUACUCUCUCUCUCUCUCUUUCUCUCUCUGUGUCUGUGUGUGUGUGUGUGUGUGUGUGUGUGUGUGGCCUGCCAGUGAGCAAUGGACAUACGACAGUUCUUUAAAAGAAAAAAGACAGAUUCAGGUGAGAGACUAGGGACAGUCCAUAAUGACCUCUGUCUUGUUUUUUUUGUUCUUCUGAAAAGUGUUAAGCUAAAGUAACAGAUAAUGCAAACCAGCUAUCUGUUGUUGUAUCAAAUUACUUAUCUAGGCAAUGGUCCCCUGCUUUUAUUUAUUUUAUUUAUUUCAAACCCACAAUGGAGAAUACAGCUUCUCUUGUGAAAGGAAUUUGUGAUUUAAAAAAGUUUCUAAGCCCAAUAAUAAUAAUAAUAAAGACAUUUAAAAUAACACGCCUCUGUGUGCCUUUUGAUCAUAUCAUUAGAAUCUGUAAAUGGUCUCCAUGACAUUUUUGUGACAUGACAAACUGACCUCAACUCUCCUGCCUACAAUAUAUUUGUGUAGGAUUGUCAGUGCCAAGGGAAAGAGAGGGAGAUGGAGAAGGAGAAGGAGAAAGGGAAAGAGAGGGAGAUGGAGAUGGAGAAGGAGAAAGGGAAAGAGAGGGAGAUAGAGAGGGAGAUGGAGAAGGAGAAAGGGAAAGAGAGGGAGAUGGAGAAGGAGAAAGGGAAAGAGAGGAAGAUGGAGAAGGAGAAAGGGAAAGAGAGGGAGAUGGAGAAGGAGAAAGGGAAAGAGAGGGAGAUGGAGAAGGAGAAAGGGAAAGAGAGGAAGAUGGAGAAGGAGAAAGGGAAAAAGAGGGAGAUGGAGAAGGAGAAAGGGAAAGAGAGGGAGAUGGAGAAGGAGAAAGGGAAAGAGAGGGAGAAAGGGAAAGAGAGGAAGAUGGAGAAGGAGAAAGGGAAAGAGAGGGAGAUGGAGAAAGGGAAAGAGAGGAAGAUGGAGAAGGAGAAAGGGAAAGAGAGGAAGAUGGAGAAGGAGAAAGGGAAAGAGAGUGAGAUGGAGAAGGAGAAAGGGAAAGAGAGGGAGAUGGAGAAGGAGAAAGGGAAAGAGAGGGAGAUGGAGAAUGAGAAAGGGAAAGGGAGAGCAUGCAGGAAAAACCAGGUGAGGAAACAACAACAAUAAAUUGACAUAUAGUGAAUAGUGGCAAACAAAACAGUAACUACUCAUACUCCUAUACUAACUUAUUGGCAUUAAGUAGCCUAUAUUACAUUUACUUUUUGUAACAUUAUUUUACACCACAUUUUUUCAUAAUAAAGGAGGAGGAAAACAACAGGGAGAGUCCAUAAGGGAUGAGAGGGAAUUGACUAGUGAAAGAAAUGAAGAGACAGCGGGAGUGCAACAUAGAGACCACCAAGCCAAAGCAGCAGAGACAGAAGAGAGCUGUUCAGACUUAGGGGAUAAGGACACUGGUCCUAAACAGUUAAAGCUGUCUCAAUACCCUCAUACUCAGUUUGGCACACAAAAAAGAGCCUUUCAAGAACCAUUUUUUGUAAAUAAUUUACAGAAGAUGAAUUACAUUUUGUUGUCCAAGUACCUGUUACUUUGUUCAAUGACAAUAAAGUUGAAUCUAAUCUAACCAAUCUGAUGACUGUUGAUACAAAAGGAGGCACAUGGAGUUAACGGUCAGGAAAACCAGCUGAGUGAAGAAGUGUUUGUUACAGGGGGCUGUCUGUGUGAACUCUCACAAUUAAGCUGGUGCUCUGAAAAGGUCUAAAAAGAAGAAAAAAAUUCUGGAUUUUGGAGUUAGUUCAACCAAUGUUAAAAUGAUAAAGUUAUUUUUCAAUAGACAUAUUUUUUAUUUUUGUGUGAAAAGAGGGUGGGUGGUGGGGCAGUGGGGCUCAUUGGGUGCUCAGCACCCCUAAAGCUCUGACCCUAGAAUCGCCCCUGUGUAGAACACAGGCUAAAGAUUUCUCAAAAGCUUUUCAUCGAUACAGUGGAGUUUUUUGUUAUGAAAAAUAUAUAGAUUUAUAGCCCAGCCCUAUUCCCCUCUCUCUUAUAUUCUAACACACACAAA